Cololabis saira (Pacific saury) is the source of this 904-nucleotide messenger RNA. RefSeq names its product serine/threonine/tyrosine interacting-like 1 (gene styxl1). The record is from RefSeq and is a predicted model, not a curated record. Bases 11 to 904 code for a protein of 297 amino acids. NCBI's taxonomy places the organism in Eukaryota, Metazoa, Chordata, Actinopteri, Beloniformes, Belonidae. Gene Ontology annotation, molecular function: protein phosphatase binding; protein tyrosine/serine/threonine phosphatase activity; pseudophosphatase activity. Gene Ontology annotation, cellular component: mitochondrion. The transcript has 8 exons. Gene Ontology annotation, biological process: protein dephosphorylation; positive regulation of intrinsic apoptotic signaling pathway; negative regulation of cytoplasmic stress granule assembly.
GCCUCCUGCGAUGGAUGAUGUUACCAUCUGUGACCCGUUUGAGCUUUACAACCUCCUCAACCAGCGCCGCUGCAUGUCGAGGCUGGCAGAGAUCAACUACCUCUGUCUCGUUGAUGCCCGUGAAAGACAAGACUACUCGAUAGGUCACCUCAUCACAGCGAGAAGAGCAAAAAUGGAUUGUGAUGGAAGGUUCCUGCUGCCGGAGGGGGUGGAAGUGGACAGCAUGCAGCACGUGGUGGUCUAUGACCUCGACACAAGCUCGUUACAAGAACAAGGCAGAGCGGUGGACUGUGCCCAGGUUCUGGCCGAGACCAGCCUCCAUCCUGUCCGGAUAGUGAAGGGAGGCUUCAAGAGAUUCUCCGUUCUCUACCCGUUUCUAACCACUGAGAAGAUCCUUUACACCAUCAUGGAGCUUGAAAACCUCCUGAUUUAUCCAGUGGAGAUAAUAGCAGGACAGCUGUUUAUGGGCGACCAGGCGCAAAGCGAGGACGCCGGGAUUCUCAAGGACCUGAAAAUCAGCGCCAUCGUCGACAUCUCUGACGUUGCAGAGAUUAACUCAUCAGAUACGAUAGGACACCAGCGCGUCCUGAAGGUUUCUGUGACCGACUCUGUCGAGUCUGACUUGUACUCAAGUUUUCCAAAGAUCUGCACUUUCAUCGAUUCACACAUCAGCGUGGGAUCUCGCGUCCUGGUAGUUUCCAGUAAGGGGAGGAGUCGCUGCAGCGCCGCGACCGUCGCCUUCAUCAUGCACCACCUGAAAUACUCGCUGGAGGAGGCCUGCAGGUACAUGCUCAGAUGUAAACCCACCAUGAGGCCCAACACUGGAUUCCUGCAGCAGCUGUGUGACUGGGAGGUCCACGCCACCGGAGUGAAAAGCACUGAUUUAUCCAAGUUAGGUCUCUAA